AUAAAAUGUUCCACUCUAUUCUCCACAUCUUCAUCUUCCCAUAACUACCCCUGAAAAACGAUGGAAUAUCCAUUCGGCCAUCCCAAACACCACCACCACCACCACACACCAGAACGACGACGUGAAGAAGAAGAAGAAUACCCACCUCCACAUCAUCACCACCCCAACAUUCCUCCACCUGAAAGACCAUACACCGAAACUCCCGAAUAUCAUCGCCCUCCUGAAUUCCAAAGGCCGUACACUGAAAAUCCCGAAUACAAUCGACCCCCUGACUUCCCACGGCCAUACACUGAAACUCCUGAAUACCAUCGCCAACCUGACUUCCAAAGGCGACCUCAGUCUGAAUACAAUACCCCUCACUUUCCGCAAGAAUCACAAAACUACCCUCCACCGCCCGUGCAGCAUGUCGCCCACGAGGUGAGGCCUGAGUUCGGGAGAGAGUCGAGCGAGCAUCAUCAUCGCCACAAUCCGUUCUCGUUUAUCCACCAUCACGGGCAUGAAGGAGGGUCGGAGGGGCCGAAGAAGCGGACCGUUAGAGUUUACUGCAAGGCAGAGCAGAAUUACUCUCUUACUAUCAGAGAUGGGAAGGUUAUUCUUGCGAGGGCUGAUCCGAACGAUGAGUUCCAGCACUGGAUAAAGGAUGAGAAAUUCAGCACAAAGGUGAAAGAUGAAGAGAGCUUCCCUAGCUUUGCUCUUGUCAAUAAAGUUACUGGUCAAGCCAUAAAGCACUCCACCGGUGCUACCCACCCUGUUCGGCUGUGGCCGCACAAUCCGGAUAUUCUUGAUGAAUCAGUCCUGUGGACGGAGAGCAAGGACACAGGCGAUGGUUUCAGGGCUCUAAGAAUGGUAAACAACAUCCGCCUGAACUUGGAUGCUUACAAUGGAGACAAGGAUCAUGGAGGGGUACAUGAUGGCACCAUUGCUGUGCUAUGGGAGUGGAAGAAAGGAGAUAACCAGAAGUGGAAGAUUGUUCCUUACUGAUAACUGUAGCAGUAUGUUGGUGAGUGGUCGUAUCAGGUAAGCUUUUAUAGCUGUUUAAAGAGACCUACCUUUGCAGAGAAGGCUGUUUCUUUUCUUCACUAUGUUGGUGUUUUUCAUCGAGUGAAAGACUCUUUAGUUGUGUUGGACUGUUUGGACCUGUAUCUUUUAUAUUAACUUGUGUUGCUUUGAAAUAUGGGUUUGAAGAUUAUAUCUUUUAUAUUAACUUGUGUUUGGACUUA
Molecule: messenger RNA, 1220 nt
Organism: Magnolia sinica
Lineage: Eukaryota; Viridiplantae; Streptophyta; Magnoliopsida; Magnoliales; Magnoliaceae
Product: ricin B-like lectin R40G3
Exons: 4
Coding region: 61-981 (306 amino acids)
Source: RefSeq, a predicted model, not a curated record